Messenger RNA from Musca vetustissima, 2046 nucleotides. RefSeq names its product SUMO-activating enzyme subunit 2 (gene Uba2). Gene Ontology annotation, cellular component: cytoplasm; SUMO activating enzyme complex. Gene Ontology annotation, molecular function: SUMO activating enzyme activity. Bases 1 to 2046 code for a protein of 681 amino acids. Lineage: Eukaryota; Metazoa; Arthropoda; Insecta; Diptera; Muscidae. The transcript has 4 exons. Gene Ontology annotation, biological process: protein sumoylation. The record is from RefSeq and is a predicted model, not a curated record.
AUGGCGGCUUCUUUGGACGGAGUAUUUCCAGCAACUUUACAAGAAAAAGUUAAAAAUUCAAAACUUCUGGUAGUUGGAGCUGGUGGUAUUGGUUGUGAAAUUCUGAAAAAUUUGGUGUUGUCUGGAUUUCCCGAAAUCGAAAUUAUUGAUUUGGAUACCAUCGAUUUGAGUAAUCUAAAUCGGCAAUUCUUGUUCCAUCGUGAACAUGUGGGAAAAUCGAAGUCACAGGUGGCUAGAGAAAGCGCCUUACAAUUUAAUCCCGAUGUCAAAAUUAAAGCCUAUCACGACAGUAUUAUGGCAACCGAUUAUGGAGUGAAUUUCUUUAAGAAAUUUGAUGUCGUUUUAAACGCCCUGGAUAACCGAGCUGCUCGUAAUCAUGUCAAUCGAAUGUGUUUGAAUGCAGAAGUGCCGUUGAUCGAAAGUGGAACUGCUGGAUACAAUGGUCAGGUUGAGUUAAUCAAAAAGGGUUUGACACAAUGUUACGAAUGUACACCAAAAGCCACACAGAAAAGUUUCCCUGGCUGUACCAUUCGUAAUACACCAUCGGAACCCAUUCAUUGCAUUGUAUGGGCCAAACAUCUGUUCAAUCAAUUAUUCGGAGAGACUGUCGAUGAUGAAGACAUUUCACCAGAUGUUGCUGAUCCUGAAGCCAAGGGCGAAGCUGAUGCUGAAAAUACUGCAAAUGAUACAGAGAAGCUAUCAGAUGAAAAAGUGCCAGAUGAUGGUAAUGUAGUACGUGUUAAUACACGUCAGUGGGCCAAGGACAGUAAUUAUGAUGCCGAAACUUUAUUUAAUAAAUUCUUCUAUGAUGACAUCAAAUACCUUCUAUCGAUGUCCAAUUUAUGGAAAUCACGUAAGCCUCCGACGCCCAUAAAAUGGGAUAGUGUCAUUUUGAAACAGGAUGAAGCCGACACAAGCUUUGCUCGCCAGUAUCAUAAAAUUUGGUCCCUCGCCGAAUGUGCUGCAGUUUUUGCCGACUGUUUGAAAAAACUUAAAUUGAACUUGGAAAAUAUUGAGCAGGGCGAUUCAUUAGUUUGGGACAAGGAUGAUCAACCCGCAAUGGAUUUCGUUGCAGCUUGUGCCAACAUACGUGGUUAUAUCUUCGAGAUUGCACGUAAAUCACGAUUUGAAAUCAAGUCCAUGGCUGGCAAUAUUAUACCAGCCAUAGCAACGACUAAUGCUAUUACUGCCGGUGUCGUCGUAUUGCACACCUUCAAAGUUCUACAAAAUCAAUUGGACAAGUGCAAAUCUGUCUAUAUGCGCCUUAGACCAAACCCAAGGCAGCAAUUGCUGGUGCCCGAAAAAGUUUUAACAGCUCCAAAUCCAAACUGUUACGUCUGUGCUGCUGAGCCGGCAAUACAUUUGCGCAUUGAUACCAAGCGUGUACACAUCAAAGAAUUUCGCGAUGAGGUUCUUAUUAAAACUUUGAAUAUGGUCAACCCUGAUGUUAUUGUAGAUGCCAAGGGUGUUGUUGUCAUUUCCUCGGAAGAAGGAGAGACUGAAUGCAAUGAAAACAAGCUGAUGUCUGAAAUGGACAUUGUCGAUGGUGUUCUACUGAAAUGUGACGAUUUCUUCCAAAAUUACGAGCUAAGCAUUAUAAUCGUACAUAUAGAUGCUGAACGAGAUGAGCCGCUUUUUGAAGUUAUUGCCGAUCCCAAUCAACUUAAGCCCAAGGAAGAGGUUAAAACACCCGAAAAUGAAAACGGCAAAAAGGACGAUGUGUCUGAUGGACCAUCUACGUCGAAGAGAAGCAAAGUCAACGAAAUCGUUGACGACGAUGACGACGAUUUAUGCUUAAUUGAAGACGACGAUGAUCAUAAUGUUUCAAAACCCACCGAUAAGUCGGCAACAGAGGAGGUGACAGAAGCUACAGAUAAACUGCAAGUCAAAAGUCCGGAGAAACCUAUUGCCACCAAGCGUAAGACAUCAGUUGUUGAUGGUGAUAUAACCGAGAUUUUAGAUUCGGAUGAAGAAGACGGACCAACUCAAUCGAAGCGCACUAAAAGAUCUGAGCCUGAUGAGAAAGGAGUAAUUAAUAUUGAUUAA